This is a messenger RNA of Callorhinus ursinus (northern fur seal), 2967 nucleotides long. RefSeq names its product RAR related orphan receptor C (gene RORC). The record is from RefSeq and is a predicted model, not a curated record. NCBI's taxonomy places the organism in Eukaryota, Metazoa, Chordata, Mammalia, Carnivora, Otariidae. Gene Ontology annotation, molecular function: zinc ion binding; nuclear receptor activity; RNA polymerase II cis-regulatory region sequence-specific DNA binding. Gene Ontology annotation, cellular component: nucleus. Gene Ontology annotation, biological process: regulation of transcription by RNA polymerase II.
AGAGAGCUAGGUGCAGAGCUGCGGGCUGAGGCUCUGCAGAAAGGGCCUCAUCCCCAACCCAGCUGCCAACUCUGCCCCAUCCCUGGACCACCCCCUGCUGAGGACAGAGCUAAGGCGGCAAAGCCCAAGGCUCAGUCAUGAGAACACAAAUUGAAGUGAUUCCUUGCAAAAUCUGUGGGGACAAGUCAUCUGGGAUCCACUACGGGGUUAUCACCUGUGAGGGGUGCAAGGGCUUCUUCCGGCGCAGCCAGCAGUGUCACGUGGUCUACUCCUGCACCCGCCAGCAGAACUGCCCCAUCGACCGCGCCAGCCGAAACCGAUGCCAGCACUGUCGCCUGCAGAAAUGCCUGGCACUGGGCAUGUCCCGAGAUGCUGUCAAGUUUGGCCGCAUGUCCAAGAAGCAGCGGGACAGCCUGCACGCCGAGGUGCAGAAACAGCUGCAGCGGCAGCAACAGCAGCAGCGGGGACAGGUGGCCAAGACCCCUCCAGCGGGCGGCCAGGGAGCCGACCCCCUCUCGGGCCCCAUCGGGCUCCCGGACGGGCAGCUGCCCCUGGGCUCCUCACCUGACCUGCCUGAGGCCGCGGCCUGCCCCCCUGGCCUCCUGAGAGCCCCAGGCUCCGGGUCCUCCUACCCCAGCAGCUUGGCCAAGGCCAGGCCCGACGGGGCCUCGUACCACGCGGAAUACAGCCCCGAGCGGGGCAAGGCCGGGGCCAGCGAGUGCUUCUACAGCACUGGCAGCCAGCUGAGCCCCCACACAUGUGGACUUCGUUUUGAGGACGCCGGGCAUCCUGGGCUCGAGGAGCCAGGACGGGGCCCGGACAGCUACUGCAGUGCCAGUUUCCACAGCGCCCCGGAGGUGCCCUAUGCCUCCCUGACGGAGACUGAGCACCUCGUGCAGAACGUUUGUAAGUCCUACCGAGAGACGUGUCAGCUGCGGCUGGAGGACCUGCUACGGCAGCGCCCCAACAUCUUCUCCCGGGAGGAGGUGGCCGGCUACCAGAGGAAGUCCAUGUGGGAGAUGUGGGAACGCUGUGCCCACCGCCUCACCGAGGCCAUUCAGUACGUGGUGGAGUUCGCUAAGAGGCUCUCAGGCUUUAUGGAGCUCUGCCAGAAUGACCAGAUUGUGCUUCUCAAAGCAGGAGCAAUGGAAGUGGUGCUGGUCAGGAUGUGCCGGGCCUACAACGCUGACAACCACACGGUCUUUUUCGAAGGCAAAUACGGUGGCAUGGAGCUGUUCCGAGCCUUGGGCUGCAGUGAGCUCAUCAGCUCCAUCUUCGACUUCUCCCGCUCCCUGAGCUCCUUGCGCUUUUCUGAGGAUGAGAUUGCUCUCUACACAGCCCUCGUGCUCAUCAAUGCCAACCGGCCAGGGCUCCAAGAGAAGAGGAAGGUAGAGCAGCUGCAGCACAACCUGGAGCUGGCUUUUCAUCACCAUCUCUACAAGACUCACCGCCAAGGCAUCCUGGCAAAGCUGCCACCUAAGGGGAAGCUUCGGAGCCUGUGUAGCCAGCACGUGGAAAAGCUGCAAACCUUCCAGCAUCUCCACCCCAUCGUGGUCCAAGCUGCUUUCCCUCCACUCUACAAGGAACUCUUCAGCACUGAAAUUGAGUCACCCGAAGGGCUGUCUGAGUGACCUGGAGGAGGGACUCCUUUCCCUUCCCUAGAGCCUACUGGCCCUUCUCCCUGGAUCUCCCCCCACCUUCACAUUUUUCUUACCUGUGCCCCCUGGAGGGUGAUCCCUGCCUGUUCGUUGGGGGUGAGCAAUUGCUGAGACUGGUUUUCUGCCCACAGGCUUGCCUGGCAGUGGGCCAAGAGCCAGAGGGUGGCGAUGAAGGAACACCAUCUCCAGUCUCAGCUUUGUUGUGUCUCCUUUCCCAUGACUCUUCACCCCCAGCUUCUGAGAGGCCUCGGGUGGCACAUAAGGACCUCUAGGAGGACCAUGGUGUCCUCAGGACACCAGGGGGAUCCAGGACACCCUGGAUGAACAGAACUCAACUCUGGGCUCAGAAGCUAAGAAUAGGACUUUAAAAUACCUCAUUGCAUCUCCCCAUGGGCUUUGGCUGGGGAGAUGUGUCAAGCUCAGAGACUGAUGGCUGGAGCCCAGAAGGACCUGUAUAUAACAUAAAUCCAGAUCUUUAGAUCUUUAGAUUUUCUGCUUCUCCCUCCCCCACUGCUAGAAGUGGUUGGGUACCCUGCCCUUUUCCCAGGAUCUAAAAAAAACUGGAUAUGUGGAAGAUAAGGAUGGGGUGGGGGUAAGGGGCUGGGAUAAUUUUUUAUGGGAUUUGGGUACAGGGAUAGGGUACAAUGGAGGCCAAGAACAUUACAGAUAGAACUCAAACCUCUUAUGUGCACUUUAGAAAUAGACUUUAGGGGUCAGCACAAAUCUGAUGAGAGACACACAUCCACGUACAGGUGAAACACACACUCACAAACUCAAACUGCAAUUAUGCACCUCUGUAAACACAUUUAAUCUGACACAAUUUCUGUCUUCCUUGAGGUCACAGCUCAGAGGUGCUUAGUGGCCUCAGGGAAAGAGUCCCAAUCCUGAGGGACCCCAGAACAUCUUCAUGGUGUGCCAGUCCACCAACCUUAGACCUGGGGUGGCCCAAACUCAAUCCCAGCCCCAGCUGUCUUCUCACAUAAGAAACCCCAAAAGAAGAAGAGAUGGCUGGACACUGGUCAGUCAGACAGACCCUUGGAAGAGUCCUCCUGUCAUCGUGCAGAAAGGAAAUGGACACAAUUUCACCCCAACUCUAGCAGGGAGGAGACCAGGACACAGGACAGACACCUGUUUCUCUGGCUGUGCUCAUGCCCCAGGACUUCUCUUGGCUUUACAAAUCACCGUGAGCCCUCCUCUGAGGGAUAAACGGCCGGUGAUGUGAGGGUGCUGUGUUCCUCUCGGGGGAGGGGUUUAAUUGGCUAAACAUAAACCCCAACUUGUGCUAUUCUUCAUAAAAUGAUUUUAAAGG